CUCUUCUCAUCCCGUCAAUUCAUUCCCUUCCCUUUCCAAAAUACUCUCUUCCAAAAACAGAUAUUUACACGAUUUCCCCCCAACUCAUGUAAGUAGUUAACAUGAGAAGAUCCUCUUUGUCAUAUCUGCAUGCAUUUAUCCUCGCUCACCCUUUUUUCUUCAAGCCUGUGAAUGAUCUCCACUGGAAGGAAGACAAAAUAAUUAAGUGGUAUUACCUCUUUUCUGGUUUAUUAGGCACACUCGUUUUCCUAGAUUGAUGAUUUAACCAAAAUAAUACGAGUUAUAUAUUGCAAAAAUUAUACCAUGAGAAAAAUUAAAUUGUUCUAUUUUCUUAUGAUAACUUUUGUGGUUCAAAAUUCAUACUACAUUGGCUAAAAUGAACAACCUAGAGAUACGCGUUGGACCUAUAAACCGGGAAGAAGGGAGUACUAACAGAUGAAGUAUUAACAUGAGUGUGAAAUGAUUCACCGGCUAGGUGCCACCCAUCGUGGGUUACUACAGCGACCGGUGCACGGCGAUGAUGGGCCGGAGAAGACCCUGACUAGCUGUUUGACUAGCAGCGGGAAACUAUAUGCCCAGCGUCGGGCAGGCCAUCUUCUGCAGGUGGAUGGCCAUAGGAAACGUCCUGGGCUAUAUGGCCGGUGCCGACAGUGACUGGCACGUGUGGCUCCCUUGGCUCAAAACUACGGCGUGCUGCGAAGCCUGCGCAAAUCUCAAGGGCGCCUUCCUCACAGCUGUGAUCGUCAUUAUCAUCAGUACGUCCAUCACCAUGUAUAUUGCUGAAGAGAAGCAGCUCCACAAUGCCGACCUGGAGGCCUCCUCUGGCCGUCGUGGAUGCAUAUGCGGCUUUGGCGACUUCUACAAGAGCUUGAAGAACCUUCCCCCAUCUAUGUUCAAAGUGCUCGCCGUCACGGCUGUAACCUGGCUGGCGUGGUUCCCCUUCAUCCAGUAUGGCACUGACUGGAUGGGCAAGGAGAUCUACCACGGCGAGCCGCAGGGGCCCAAGGUGGCCGUCUACUACGCCGGCGUCCGCGAGGGCGCCGUCGGUCUGCUGCUCUCUUCUAUGUGCCUCUUGGCCGCCUCCUUCAACACCCCCCACCUUUGCGGUAGGCUCACGUCCAGGGUCGUGUGGUCCUUAAGCAACUUCAUCCUAUUUGGCAUCAUGACGGCCAUGGUGAUCCUUGGCUUGGUCUCCACCAAGGGGUACAACGCGUCUUUCACAGCUGGCCUCUCCGGCCCUGACCCCAAGCUCAGGGUCAUCGCGCUCUCCCUCUUCGCGCUCAUCGGAAUCCCACAGGCCGUGUUGUUCAGUGUACCGUGGGCUGUUGCUUCUAAGGUUGCCGACGACCGUGGCCAAGGCCUCGCCAUUGGUGUCCUCAACAUUGCCAUCAUCGUGCCGCAGCUGAUUAUCGUGCUCACCGCUGGCCCGAUCGACAAAGCCUUUGGAAAGGGCAACACACCGGCAUUCGGCGUUGGUUGCGCCUUCGCCUUCAUCUGUGCAGUCCUUGCGCUCAUCCUGCUUCCCAAGACAAGAGGCACGAGAGGGACGUCCAAUGCCACCGCCAUGGCCUCCAGGGAGCGCUGAUAUGGUACAUCCCCAGGCACGAGAGGGACCUUGGAUGCAAACUUGUUCUCAAGCUAAGUGGGUUAUCUGCGAGCAAUUAGAAGACUAGUCACAUUAUUUUAUUUCAUGAUUUACGAGCAACACGACCUGUGCACCAGUGUUUUUUCUGUAAAUAUACUGCUUAAUUUUUUGGUACGUUAUCACCCCCCAUGCAAUCGCAACGGGAUCAUACGUCCUCAACCACGAGAAACUCUUUCAGAACAAAGAACCCUAGCAUCCGGAUGGAUUCCGGAGGGUGGUUGAUAGAGGGACUCUGUCACCACAUCACCGCAUCAGUAUGAGGCAUCAUCAUU
Triticum aestivum (bread wheat) is the source of this 1917-nucleotide messenger RNA. RefSeq names its product sucrose transport protein SUT5. The coding region runs from base 572 to 1585 and encodes 337 amino acids. Lineage: Eukaryota; Viridiplantae; Streptophyta; Magnoliopsida; Poales; Poaceae. Gene Ontology annotation, cellular component: membrane. Gene Ontology annotation, molecular function: sucrose:proton symporter activity. The record is from RefSeq and is a predicted model, not a curated record. The transcript has 4 exons.